Messenger RNA from Anarrhichthys ocellatus (wolf-eel), 2100 nucleotides. RefSeq names its product bestrophin 1 (gene best1). The record is from RefSeq and is a predicted model, not a curated record. Lineage: Eukaryota; Metazoa; Chordata; Actinopteri; Perciformes; Anarhichadidae. The coding region runs from base 1 to 2100 and encodes 699 amino acids. Gene Ontology annotation, molecular function: chloride channel activity. The transcript has 8 exons.
AUGACUGUAACGUACUCUCGCAGGGUUGCUGAUGCAGGUCUGGGGACCUUCUUUCACCUGCUUCUGCGUUGGAAGGGCAGCAUUUAUAAACUGCUCUAUAGAGAGCUCAUCAUCUUCACUCUUCUCUACUACUUCUUCAGCAUUGUUUAUAGGUUUGUGUUUAACGAUGACCAGAAGAGGCUGUUUGAGAAGCUGUCGAUAUACUGUGACCGCUAUGCAGAGCUCAUCCCGGUGUCUUUUGUGCUGGGUUUCUAUGUCACCUUGGUUGUGUCCCGUUGGUGGGGCCAGUUUGAGAACGUCCCCUGGCCGGACCGCUUGGCAGCAUUAGUGGGUGGUCAUGUUCGGGGAACUGACGAGGCCUCCAGGCUGACCCGACGAACUCUGAUGCGAUACGCCAACCUCUCUGGUGUGCUCAUCUACCGCUCCGUCAGCACGGCCGUCUACAAGAGGUUUCCCACCAUGGAGCAUGUGGUGCGGGCAGGUUUGAUGACGUCCGAUGAGCUGAGGCACCUGGAGGACUUGCGCUCUCCUCACAACAAGUUCUGGGUUCCCUGCAUGUGGUUCGUCAGCCUGGCUCUGAGGGCUCGGACUGAGGGUCGCAUCAACAACGACGUGGCUCUCACAGCCAUUCUCACUGUGGCCACAGUGGCGGUCUACAGCUUCUUCCUGGCUUGUCUGAUCGGUCGUCAGUUCUUGGAUCCAGCUCAAGGUUACUCCGGUCACGAUCUGGACUUCUACCUGCCUGUUUUCACCCUGCUGCAGUUCUUCUUCUAUGUCGGUUGGCUGAAGGUGGCUGAGCAACUCAUAAAUCCUUUUGGAGAAGACGACGACGACUUUGAAACCAACUGGCUCGUCGAUCGCAAUUUACAGGUGUCCUUGUUGUCGGUGGAUGAGAUGUACGACAGCCUGCCGCUGGUGGAGAGGGAUAUGUACUGGAAUGAGUGUGAACCUCAGCCUCCCUACACUGCUGCCAGCGCUGAACAUCGCAAACCCUCCUUCAUGGGCUCAGCCCUGGAUAUCAGUGUUCCCAAGGAGGAGAUGGAGUUUCAGUCCAAUCUGGAGCAAAUUAAAGAACACGAGGAAGCCAACUACUCCACCCCGCUGCUCGGGGGGCUGGGUCGUCUCCUCGGUGUCCAGUCCCCUAACUUUCCUCGCUCCUCCCGCGUCUCUCUGCUGCGCCGCCGCCCUGGAGCUCCACUGAGCCGCUUCCCUCUUUACCUGCACCCAGAGGCUUCAUUAACUCCACCUCAAAGCCGCCAGCCUCUCAACCACGAGCGAGAUCCAGACUAUGCCUUCUCCACCAUGCCCCUGUAUGAGAGACCGGGUUUCUACAGCUGCCCACAAACACCCAUCCACUGUGUGCCCCCCGCGGUGCCUCGCCCUCGACCUGCCCGGCGACCUCAGAACGAGUGGAACCGCAGCUGCAGCUCCCUGGCUCCUCAGAUGGCGGGCUCACAGCCGCUGCCCCCCGACACCCCCAACCACGUCCCCCCACCGCCGUCCUCUGCUUUCCCCUGGCUGAGUGAGGAUGGCGAGGUCCAGAGUGCCCCUAUGUUCUCGUUCCCAGACCCUCCGCCUGAACUCUGCCCAAUAUCUAAACUCAGACCUGAACAUGGCCUGCUGUCUCGCCGCCCCCCACCACCGCGCCUUACUCUGGACACCCUCCCCUCAGCUGACAGCCAGCCCGGGCCCCCGAGUGCUCUGCCUGCAGGAAGCGGAGGAGAAAGGGUGUUCUCGUUCACUCCUCCUUCCCGAACAGCAGCUACAAAUCCCCAUAAUCCCAACAGCAGCUCUAGCAGCAUUAAUGCAACAAGCACCAACGGCGCGGGCAUGACGGGAAGUCUCUGCAACGGUACAAGUCACACUAAUUUUAGUAGCCAGGGGAAUUUCAGCACCAACAUGAGAUCAAGCAACGGGGGCACCAAUGGUGGGCUGAGCAACAACACGAACACCGUUUCCACUUCGGCGCCAUCGCAGCAAGAAACCAAUCAGCAACACUCACCCAAUGACUCAGGAAUCUCAUUGGCUGAAGGGGACCUGCUGGGCGUUUUGGUGGACGGUGGCGUGAAGAAGGCGGCAGGAGGGAAGGAGCAAGAAUGA